Metarhizium brunneum ARSEF 3297 is the source of this 1506-nucleotide messenger RNA. Its product is annotated as FAD-containing monooxygenase EthA. Lineage: Eukaryota; Fungi; Ascomycota; Sordariomycetes; Hypocreales; Clavicipitaceae. The record is from RefSeq and is a predicted model, not a curated record. Gene Ontology annotation, molecular function: NADP binding; flavin adenine dinucleotide binding; N,N-dimethylaniline monooxygenase activity.
AUGGACGCCAAGUCGGAAGCCCCGUCCAACGGCUUGGACUUUGACGUAGUCAUCAUCGGAGCAGGCAUCUCUGGCAUCAACGCCGCAUACCGCGUGCAGAAUGAGGCGCCGGCGGGUACUUCGUACGUGAUCCUGGAGAGCCGCGACGCCAUCGGCGGGACGUGGAAUCUCUGGCGAUACCCAGGCAUCAGGUCCGACUCGGACGUCUUCACCUUCAGCUUUGGCUGGAACCCCUGGCCGGGCAGGGAGUCGCUUGCCUCGGGGGAAAAGAUCAAGCAGUACAUGGUCGAGUCUGCGCAGCAGGCCGGCAUCGACAAGCACAUUCGCCACGGCCACAAGGUCGUCUCGGCGAACUGGAGCCCAGACGACAAGUGCUGGGAGGUCAUGGCCCAGCAGCAAGGCGGCGGCGAGCAUCACGACGGCAAGGCGACGCGGCCGCCGCAGCUCUUCCGGGGUCGGUUUGUCUUCCUCGGCACCGGGUACUACGACUACCAGGAGCCGCUUGCCUCGGCCAUCCCCGGCAUCGACAACUUUGGCGGCAGGCUCAUCAACCCGCAGCACUGGCCGCAGGACUACGACUACGCCAACAAGGAAAUGGUCAUUAUUGGCAGCGGCGCGACGGCCAUUUCCAUCCUGCCCGCCGUCGCCAACAAGGUCAAGCACGUCACCAUGCUCCAGCGCAGCCCGAGCUGGUACCUCACGCUGAACCAGUACGGCAGAAUAGCCCGCCUGCUCGCCGUCAUCUUCCCCGAUCGAAUGGCGCGCCGGCUGAACCGGUACCGCUGGCUGAUCCAGACCCAGAUCCUGCUGUUUGUGAGCAGAAACAUGCCCUUCGUCGCGGGAGGGUUGCUGCGCCUCCUCACUUCCCUCCAGCUCCCCAAGGACGCCGACUGGAAGAGGGACUUCCAGCCGCGGUACGGGCCGUGGGAUCAAAGACUGUGCGUCGUCAUGGACGGGGAUCUCUUCGCCGCGCUCCGGUCGCGGCAGGCGAGUGUCGUGACGGACCACAUCGACACCGUCGCCGAGGACGGCAUCGUUUUGAAGUCGGGCCAGGUGCUCAAGGCCGACGUCAUUGUGGCCGCGACGGGCAUCCGGCUCAAGUUUGGCGGCGGCAUCCGGUUCUCCGUCAACGGCGCCCCCGUCGACCUGACCGACCGGUUCGCCUGGAAGCAGUGCAUGCUGCAGGACGUGCCGAACCUCGUCUUCUCGUUUGGAUAUGCCGAGAACUCGUGGACCCUGGGGGCCGACUGCGCCGCCACCGUCAUGCUGCGCGUGAUGAGGGAGCUGCAGCGGCAGAGGCUGACUUGGGCCGCGCCGCGGGUGGACGCGUCCGAGACCAAGACGAUGGCGCCCAGGCCGUUGUGGAGGCUGACGUCGACGUACCUCGAGAACAUGACGAGCGUGUUUCCCAAGGGGGGGACGGGCGAGUGGCGGCCUAGGUGGUAUCCCUUUUUCGAUCUUUGGGCCGCGAGCUGGGGAGGCAUGAAGGGUCUGGCGAUGGAGUAG